CAUGGCCGAUUCGGAAGAGGAGGAACAAAAUGUUAUGUACCGAGAAUUCCAAUGGCUGCUGAAAGAAGAAGUGCAAAGCGUAUUGAGUGAAGCGCAGAGUAUCCUCACAGAGUGUUGCAGGAGAUUUGCUGUCCAGAACAUUAAUUAUGGAGAUGAAGAAAACCUGGUGCAGCCUGAGAAAUUCCUGCUGUCUAGCUCAAAUGGCUCAUCCAAUGUGAAAUGUAUGGUGACGCUGAUGGCAGAUUCCAUUUGUGAAGCUGAUAUCAGCUUAAAAAUCCAUAAACAGCCAAGCAUAGGUGUAAAGUCUGCUAUCCAACCAAAUGAACCAUGGAGAUUACAUCAAAUACAAGAUGCGGGUAAUUACUUAUGUAACGCUCUACUUCAUAUAUGUGAAAAAGAUAAAGAUCACACGUUCAAGAGUGGCAGUGAAAUCUUAACACUUUUAGAUGAAGUGAUACGGUUACUGACUCUAAGUAGAAGUAGUUUAGUGGUACCGAAGCGAAAAACACUAGAAGAGCUGGUACACAAUAGAUAUAUGAAAACAUUGAACCCACCUGUACCGCACGACACGGUUCUCAGCUUUUACGUCCAAGCUCAGAAAUUAAUAUUAGCUGUCUAUCAACUCACUUUAAAUCAGAAUCAGAGGUAUGAUAUUGGUGCUAGAUAUCAGGUGGAAUGUGCUGUGCCAUGGUUAAAUGAAACAAUCGUCCUUUUCACGCUUGCACUACAACUCUGUCAACAACUUAGAGAUAAAGUCAAAGUAUUCAUCAGGGAAGACCUCCACCCGACGAGUCCGAAAUGUGAUCGGCAAACCUCAGCAUGUUGUGCCAAUUCCUCCUAGCAUAAUGUGAUAUCAUUAGUCAUUAAGAACUGCUGUGUGAACCAUGAGAUUCCAUGUUUGCUGGUGUGAAUGAUGAGUUUUGUCUCAAAAGGCUUUAUACUGUAUAGCCAUCUUUGUGGCUGGAGGAAAGUUUAAGCAAAUUUUUGGGCUACUGCAUAUGAAUUUCUUCCAUUAUGGUUGAAAGGGCUGCUUGAAAUUGACUGCCAACUUGUUUGUCAUGUACAGACAAUGCCAUGUUGACCUCUAUAUAUAUUAUAUUAGUAUAUGGCCUUUUGCAGCAAAACUCUUCACAUCUACCACAAACAUUUCAGUGCAUAUUUGUAUAUAGUAUUGACAUUGCGUUCAAAUCUGACGAUUCUUAUGAGGUUCUAAUUCAACUGUUUUAAAGGACUUCGAUGAUUUAACAGACAAAGGAUCACAUUUGGAGACAAUGGAGGCACAGUUGACCCAAGGUGGACACUUCCAAAAAUUAGACUUCUGUUUUUAGCAUGCUAUGUCUUCUGAAGACCUGGUUUGGAUCCAUUGAGAAAGAUAUUCAACAUAUAAAAAUGUACAGAGGAAUUUAAGGUCAAAUCGGAGUGCAAAAACCGAUGCGUCUUGACUGAUGUACUGUCCUUCGGGUGUCCUUUUUGAGAUGUUUCUACUGUGUGUAUUUACCUGUGAUAAAUUCAAUGAUUCCAUUUCUUUGUCAGAAAAAUUCAAAACGGACAUUUGAGUUGUAAUAAUUACAGGCUUUGUGAAGAAAUGGCAUUGAUUAUGGAGGCCAGUUUGAAUUUCUGUUGCAUACAUCAUCAGGAACUUCCAACCAGUAAAUAGUAUUGAAUGUAUCUUGCAAAGAAUGAUUGCAUGUAACUCACUUAUUCUUGUGGAAAUAUCUAUACCUCAUAGCUCACUAAUAAUCCUGUAUUACUUUUACGUGACUCAGAAUGCGAUUGGACAAUGUGCAGUUUGUUUGAGUGUGUGUGCAUCUGCGCGUGUGUGUGUAGGAUAAUGAAUGCAAUACGUCAAAAACAGCCUGUAAAAUAUGCUAACCUUCCAUUCACUCAUUGAACUAUUUACCGAAACUAUGACAAAAUUCUCAUCGUACCAUGGGUCCAUCAUAGAUUCUUAAUGACGGAAACUGUUUCCUGUAGCUCCACCCUAAUAGUGUUACGUGAGGCAACCAGUACCUGUGCAGUUCAGUAUUGCUUCCUUUAAUUGCCCUUCAUGUAAAUUGUGUCUGACUUUGACAAUCAAAUAUUAAUCACAUACUGUAUACCAUGAAAAAAUUUCAUUGAACCCUUCAAAUAUCUUUUUCUAAGAGGGUCUCAGUAUCAUCUGUUUACUGUCCUCGGAUGUGUGGUUAGGUUACACUCCUAAAGCAGUUGCAGCGUGCAAACACGGUCAUCUCCGUUUUUUCAAUCACUGCUUGGAGUGUAGGAAUAGGUAAGCGUAGCAAGCAUGGGAGGCAGAAAGAGGUGUUUAUUCUAAAAAUUAAGGGACUUUCUCACACGGUUAAUUUUGUGGAGCCCCUUGGAAAUGGCCUGGGAUUUUCAUUGUCCGAUUCAAAGUUUUUUUCCAAGAAAGAUUAGAAAUGAUAGCUAUUAUAGAGUCCCUUGACCAUUCCUUUGAAUAUAACUCUUAUAAGAUGUAAAUUUCUUGGCAUUUAUAAUGAACCGAGUCCAUUAUCAAUUUGCAACAAUAAAUUUGUUGCUAAAUCUUGAAUCGUAUUGUCUUUGUGUGAAUUCUUUGUAAGCAGCUGUCCUGUUCUUGACUAUUGGACGUGGCAUCUGUGAUAUUUGAAGAUGCAGGGUUCCUAGAUGUUGGC
Messenger RNA from Lineus longissimus, 2648 nucleotides. RefSeq names its product protein rogdi-like. NCBI's taxonomy places the organism in Eukaryota, Metazoa, Nemertea, Pilidiophora, Heteronemertea, Lineidae. The transcript is spliced from 10 exons. The record is from RefSeq and is a predicted model, not a curated record. Gene Ontology annotation, cellular component: RAVE complex. The coding region runs from base 2 to 841 and encodes 279 amino acids.